Molecule: messenger RNA, 925 nt
Organism: Rosa chinensis
Lineage: Eukaryota; Viridiplantae; Streptophyta; Magnoliopsida; Rosales; Rosaceae
Exons: 2
Coding region: 170-925 (251 amino acids)
Source: RefSeq, a predicted model, not a curated record
AGAACCUCGGACCACUACUAUAUAAGAAGCCCAGGAGUUGUGCUUCAUACUCAUACAUGAAUGAAGAAAGCUAUCUCUUUGAUCACUUGCUCUUCAGCUCGAUCCAAAGCUCCAAAGGUCUUCUUCUUGGUUAGAGAAAAACAGAUUCAACUUAAGAGUUUCUCUGGCAAUGAAGGAAACGAAAGCAAAAAGUAUCCCAAUGCAACUAACUAGUGUUUUGUGGGCAUGCAAGAACGUUUUACUGCAACGUGUAGGGUAUCAGACAGCAAAUCAGGAGGACUGCAUGAAUGAUGCAAAGUUGCUGUCCUUCGAUGAUGCCAGCCUCGAAACCAGUACCAAUAAGCUCAUUACCAAACUUAAGGAGGAUGGAGGUCUUUCCCUGGAUGUUUUGGAGAAUGUGCUGACAAGUAUGUCUGAUUUAGGGCAAAAAACUGCUGACGCGAUCUUGGAUUUCAAGAGUAAGAUGAUUGAUAUGAAGGACGAUAGCUAUAAGCUUGUGGUGAUGGAAUACUUGAGCAGCAGCCUGGAGCUGCUGGACUUCUUUACUGAAUUGGAAAAGUUUCUAGACUCGGCUCGUCGGAGCCAUUCACAUAUCGAACAUGCGAUUGAACAGUGUAGCAGCUUGGGGAGUAAACAUAGACCAGGAAGCGAGGAGGCCAAGAUGAUUUCCAAUAUAUUGAGUAACAUUAUGGCGUCUAAUGUCAAUGACCACUCUGGUGAAAAGUUGGUCGAAAAAGCUCAUUGUUUGCUUGAGAAGCAGAAAGAAAUGUUUUCCAAAUGUCGCAUUGAACAAGAGAAGCUUGGGAAGGAUAAGAAGAGUAAUGUUUGGAGGAAGCUCUUGAGUCGUAUAUUCAUGGUUGUCAAGUGGCUCGUUCUCGUUGUUCUAGGGGUGAUAUUUGUAAACUUAAACAGAAAAAACUAUUAA